Guyanagaster necrorhizus is the source of this 1650-nucleotide messenger RNA. RefSeq names its product FMN-dependent alpha-hydroxy acid dehydrogenase. The record is from RefSeq and is a predicted model, not a curated record. The coding region runs from base 294 to 1622 and encodes 442 amino acids. Gene Ontology annotation, molecular function: FMN binding; oxidoreductase activity. Lineage: Eukaryota; Fungi; Basidiomycota; Agaricomycetes; Agaricales; Physalacriaceae. The transcript is spliced from 7 exons.
UCAUCGUGAAAUUAGCGUGUUGUCCCUGUCAGCUCCGCGGAUCCGUCCGGUCCGACCUUGCUCCGUCACCUCCUCAUCCACUGGCAGGACUGGAUCCCAGAGAUCAAUAUUCCUAACAUGUACCUGUACUUGGACGCGGCGAACCUUACCUCCUUUUGUUUAUCGUCUAUUCGAAGGGCCGACGUCGUUCGCACUUGAUUAUGAUAGGAAAUAUACAAUGCCUGAGAUAACGGCUCAACAUCCUUUACUGAAUCAUUAUUAUCUCUUGUCUUGCUUACCCACAUCAAAACGUUAUGUCUUUCAAGGCCGCUCUCGAAACCGACCAGGACCCUUCCGAAUCAUGGUCAUCAUAUAUGAAUGUUGUCUAUGACAGCAGACGGCCACCUUCAAUUGGAUCAUACGAUGCAGACAAGCUAGAGGCCAAAGCAAGAGAGGUGACCAUGGCAAAUCACUCUGCUUUCCUGUACGUUUUUGGGAGCGCGGGAUCAUGCUCAACAGAUCGCGCUAACAAGAAGGCGUUUGAGAAAUGGUGUUUCAUUCCUAAAAUGCUCGUUGAUGCCUCUGAUCGGACUCUAGAGACGACUCUAUUCGGUCUUACCUACAAAUCACCUCUUCUCCUCGCCCCCAUCGGCGUCCAUGGUCUCUUGAAUAAAGACGGAGAAGUGACCACUUCACGAGCAGCCGCAAAAGUCGGCGUUCCAUUUAUUACCAGCACCGCUAGUACUCGCUCUCUCGAGGAUGUCGCUGAAGCCAACGGAGAAGGUCAACGCUGGUAUCAAUUAUACUGGCCGCGUUCUGAGGAGAUUACUCUGUCCUUGCUAGACCGGGCCAAAAAGGGUGGUUACACAGCUUGUAUCGUGACUCUGGACACCAUGUAUAUGGGCUGGCGUCCGUAUGAUCUUGAUAAAGCCUAUCUUCCUUUUAAGCAUGGUAUCGGAAUACAAGUCGGAACCUCCGACCCCGCAUUCAUGAGCACGCAGGGCCUCGAGGCACGCCCUGACGAGCGAAUUCCUUUCCCAUUCGACCCUGCUGAGUUAGACGUGAAACGAGCACAAGGGGAUGAACAUGAGAUCCAGAUGAAGAUGCUGGGCAGGAAUUGGUCAAGACAAAUUCAUUCUGGUCUAUUUCGAACCUGGGACGAGCUGGCAUUUGUGAGAAAGCAUUGGGAGGGGCCGCUCAUUUUGAAAGGUAUUUUGUCUGUCGACGAUGCAAUCAAGGCAAUGGAGGUCGGCUGCGAUGGAAUCGUUGUCUCUAACCAUGGCGGUCGACAAAUUGAUGGCUCUAUUCCGUCCCUUGUUGCACUAGAGAAGAUUACGGACGACCCUCGCAUUCAAGCCGCGCAGGUUGAGGGAAAGUUUACCGUCCUUUUUGACUCUGGCAUACGGCGAGGUAGCGAUAUAAUUAAGGCCAUCGCGCUUGGCGCACAAGCUGUCUUACUGGGUCGACCCUACAUGUACGGUCUUGCCAUUAGCGGCGAACAGGGAGUUGAAGAAGUCGUACGUGGCAUACUGUGUGAAGCUGAAAUCACGCUUGGAUUGUGCGGGUAUUCUAACCUGAGUCAAAUAUGGGGAAAGAAGAAUAAAAUUAUGGAGAAGAUGGACUUGGGUUUCUAUUCGCCUUAGACUUUAAACUCUGUAUUCGGUGUGGCCG